Messenger RNA from Colletotrichum orchidophilum, 1158 nucleotides. RefSeq lists its product as uncharacterized. Gene Ontology annotation, cellular component: RNA N6-methyladenosine methyltransferase complex; nucleus. The transcript has a single exon. Gene Ontology annotation, molecular function: methyltransferase activity; nucleic acid binding. NCBI's taxonomy places the organism in Eukaryota, Fungi, Ascomycota, Sordariomycetes, Glomerellales, Glomerellaceae. Bases 1 to 1158 code for a protein of 385 amino acids. The record is from RefSeq and is a predicted model, not a curated record.
AUGGCCUCUAGCCUUUCAUCAAAGACCCUCCAGGCCUGCUCAUCGCCUAGAUGCGUCUUGUUCCAUAAUAAAGACCGGUCUGUCUUCCUCGUCGACAUUCCAGCCUCUCUGGAGGAAAGCCAGGUCUUGCUGGGUCAAGGUGCCGAGACAGGACAACCACAAAGAAGGCUCCUCUCGGUGGCCCCCAUUUCCACACCGUUUACGCUACCAGAGCCCCGGGACCCCCAAACCAACAACCAGACGCCGGCCAGCCAGCUCGCAGACCUCAUGAUCGAGGCGGCGGUGAACAAUGCCCUCGACACGCUAAAACGGGGCUACGACGCGCCGUUUUGUCUUCCUCGUGUCACCGGCGGCGGGAGUAGCAACGCCAGUAGCGGUCGCGAGUGCAGCGAGAGCCCGCAGGAUCAUCCCGCACCUAAGGACGACGACGUCGCCGCCGCCGCCCGAGACGCGGCUGCGGCUGCGGCGCACUUUAUUCCUCCAGAGUCUACGUACCUGAGCGGCUCGAUCCAGGAGACUAGAGAAUCCUUCCUCUCAACGGCGCCCAAGUUUGACCUCAUCAUCAUGGACCCUCCUUGGCCGAAUAAAUCUGCGAGAAGGAAGACUGGCGGCUAUUCGACGGUCUACGGACUCAAGGAGACUCGUGCGCUUCUGGACCAGAUACCCGUCGCCGCCCAUCUCGCGGACAGCGGUCUCGUUGCUGUUUGGAUGACUAACAAAGCUACGCUGGCAGAUUUGCUCACUUCACCUAGAGGCGUUCUCGCGUCUUGGGGUCUUGAGGUCGCCGCCGAGUGGCAGUGGGUUAAGAUUACGGCUCAUGGAGAUCCCAUAUUCGACACAGAGUCUGCAUGGAGAAAACCUUGGGAGAGGCUCAUCAUUGCGAGGAAACGAGGUAACAACCAAAAAGUACCCGGGAGGAUAAUUGCUGCCGUCCCUGACGUCCACUCACGGAAGCCAAACCUCCGCUGCUUAUUCGACGACUUGCUACCCCAAGGAUAUCGCGGUCUCGAGGUAUUCGCACGUAAUCUGACUGCCGGUUGGUGGGGAUGGGGUAAUGAAAUCCUUCACUUUCAAGAGCCUCAUCACUGGGUGAUACCAGCUGUGUCGAGACAAAACACAUCAAAGAAAACCAAAUCCCAAGAUACCAAAACCAAUUGA